Molecule: messenger RNA, 696 nt
Organism: Lichtheimia ornata
Lineage: Eukaryota; Fungi; Mucoromycota; Mucoromycetes; Mucorales; Lichtheimiaceae
Exons: 3
Coding region: 1-696 (231 amino acids)
Source: RefSeq, a predicted model, not a curated record
AUGGCUCCUCUUCAAGUUAUUGGCGCUGGCUAUGGCCGUACAGGCACUGAUUCCCUUCGUGAAGCUCUCAACAUCUUGGGCUAUAACUGCCAUCAUAUGAGAGAACUACUCGCACAAGAUCGUAAUCCAGAAAUCUUCCUCGAAGCCUACCAAAACCCUGACAAGCCUGCUGAUUGGGAUAAAGCUUAUGAAGGAUUUGAUGCAGCUGUUGACUGGCCCACUGCUUCCUUCGUUGAACCACUUUUGAAAAAGUAUCCUGAUGCCAAAUGGCUAUUAACCGAUCGGGAUCCCGAUAGCUGGUACAAGUCUGUAAAGAAUACAAUCCACGAAGGUGCUGCAUCCCGAACCCCAGAGGAGAUUGCUGCUUUGCCUGAAUACUUACAAAGAACCUUCAAGAUGGCAAAGACAGUGGUGAUGGAUGGUGCUCUUGGCGACGCUGCGCGUUUUGCCGAUGAAGAAGCCAUGAAGGAAAACUUUAGGAAUCAUUAUGAAUGGGUCAAAAAGACCAUUCCUGCCGACCGAUUACUUGUAUUGCAAUUAGGCGAGGGCUGGGAUCGAUUGUGUGAAUUCCUCGGCAAGCCUGUGCCUGAUGUGCCCUAUCCUCGAUCCAACUCAACCGCCAAUUUCCGUAAUGAAUUCUUGAAAACCUUUGAUCCUGCCAAACAUCAACAAGACAACCAAACAGCAGCUGCUUAA